Messenger RNA from Salarias fasciatus (jewelled blenny), 2048 nucleotides. It is a transcript of the gene anp32e, whose product is annotated as acidic (leucine-rich) nuclear phosphoprotein 32 family, member E. Gene Ontology annotation, molecular function: histone binding; phosphatase inhibitor activity. Gene Ontology annotation, cellular component: nucleus. Gene Ontology annotation, biological process: regulation of apoptotic process. The record is from RefSeq and is a predicted model, not a curated record. The transcript is spliced from 6 exons. NCBI's taxonomy places the organism in Eukaryota, Metazoa, Chordata, Actinopteri, Blenniiformes, Blenniidae. Bases 160 to 891 code for a protein of 243 amino acids.
GGCGGGGCCUGGGCGGAGGGGGCGGGGCUCGGGGUAUCAUGGAGGAUCAGUCGGCUCACCGCGGCCAUCAGAGCAGGGCAGCGCGCUGAUCCGCUCCGGGACCGUCUGCACCGCUGACCGCCGCUCCAGCCCAGCCGAACCCCGCCCGAACCGGACACCAUGGAGAUGAAGAAGAGGAUCACUCUGGAGCUGCGGAACCGGAGCCCGGCGGAGGUGGCCGAGCUGGUGGUGGACAACUGCCGCUCGACGGACGGCGAGGUGGAGGGUCUGUCGGACGCCUUCAGCCAGCUGGAGUUCCUCAGCAUGGUCAACGUGGGCCUCAGCUCCCUGGCCAAGCUGCCCUCCCUGCCCCGCCUCCGCAAGUUGGAGCUGAGCGAUAACAACCUGUCGGGUUCCCUGGAGACGCUGUCCCAGAAGUGUCCUAACCUGACCUACCUGAACCUGAGCGGGAACAAGAUCAAGGACCUGAGCAGCGUGGAGGCGCUGCAGCAGCUGAAGGCCCUGCAGAGCCUGGACCUCUUCAACUGCGAGAUCACCUGCCUGGAGGACUACCGGGACAGCGUCUUCCAGCUGCUGCCGCAGGUCACCUUCCUGGACGGCUUCGACCAGGAGGACAACGAGGCGCCGGACUCCGAGGGGGACGACGACGACGACGGGACGGCGCCGGCCGGGGUCUACGACGACGACGACGACGAAGAGGAGGAUGAGGAAGGCUCGGAGGGAAAGGUGGGGCUGCCCUAUCAGGUGAACCGGGCCAAUCAGGACGAGGAAGAAGACGAGGAGGACUACGGCGAAGACGAGGAAGAGGAUGCGGCUGGCGUUCAGGGACUGAAGAGGAAGAGGGACGUGGACGAUGAGGGCGAAGAUGAGGAUGACGACGAAGAUGACUAGUCCUGUCCUCCGCCUGCACCUGCGCCUCUGGACCGACCUGCGUCACACCGUAACCACAGCGAUGGUGGCGCCGCCCCCGACCGUAGCGCCGCCCCCCGACCGUAGCGCCGCCCCCCGACCGUAGCGCCGCCCCCCGACCGUAGCGCCGCCCCCCGACCGUAGCUGUUCCAAUAGAGUCACUCGAUUGUUUUAGAGAUUUUACUGACAUUUUGUCUGAAGACUCCGCGUUCCUUCAAGACCUGAUCAAGACCUGUGUGCUGCACUCCGCCUCCUAGACCCUGACGGACUCUGCUUGACCCUGAUGGACUCAGCCGGACUCAGCCGGACUGGCAGACUCUGUGGGUUUGUACUCGUCUGAUCUGGACUCCACUCGACUCGUCUGGACUGGACUUGAUUUGUCUGGUCUGAACUUGUCUGGUCUGUAGUCCAUUCAUCUGCACUCGUCUGGUUGGGUCUGGUCGCUACUCGUAUAGUCUGGACUUGGCUCAUCUGGACUCAUCUGGUCCAGUCUGGACUCCACUCAUCUGGACUUGUCUCAAAUCGACUCAUCUGUUCUGCGCUCGUCUGGUCUGGUCUCGACUUAUAUGAACUUGACGCAUCUCUAAUGGCCUCGGCUCAUCUGGUCUGCUCUGGAUUCCACUCAUCUAGACUCAACUGGUCUGGUCUGGCCUGGAUUUGGCUAAUCUGGACUCAACUGGUCUGGCCUGGACUCGAUUGGUCUGGUCUGGUCUGGACUGGGUUCGUUGACGGAACAUCCCGGAUGUGAGCAGGGCAGAGCGCCCCCUUCAGGGCCUCCCAGCCGGUCCGGGUUCUGGAGCAGGAGGCGGACUCGUCAGACCUGCAGGAUCUCAGGUCCUCAUAGCUUUUCCCAGGGUGUGCUUGAUUUGUUGCAGGGGACGUCCAGGGGGACGGUGUGGGUGGGAGGAGUUAUUAGUUUUGUGUACUUUUGUUUAACAUGUUUUUAGUUUGAUGUCGUGAUGUUCCCCCAUCACCGUGCCAUGCUGCAGGCUCCGCCCACUUGACCUUUGACUCCUGCAGCCGAUCUCUUUGGUUGUAAAAAAAGGGGCGGAGUCUGAGGCGGACACAGCGGUGGUGUUUGACUCAGGUGGGAACUGGAACGUCUCGCCUGCUUCUCGCCGCGCUCACACUCUGAGAAA